UAACAAUGUAUCUUAAAAGAUAACACUAUGUAACCUUGCUCUCACUUGAAAUGUGUCCCACAUUUAGUCCUUGAAUUUGAGGAUAUUGGACCUGGAAAGUCCUUGAAAGGUCCUUGAAUUUGAAGUUAACUAAGGUGUGGGAACCUUGAGAUAUGUAUACAUUUGGUACCAACAUGUACCUUUGAUAUACUUAUAUGCAUCUUUGGUACCAAUACUUUUGAGGUACUAUUAUAAACUCUUUAGGUGCAACGCUGUAGUUUUUAAAAGGUACAACCCCAGUGACCGAUGGGGUACAUAUUUUGAGCUUUUUUUUGACAGUGUAUGUUUAUUAGUUUUUAUCAGUGUUGUUUGAUAAAUGUCACAAGGUUUAGUGCUUCACACCCUUAAUUGAGGCAUGAGUAGUAAAAUUUCCUAAUUUGAGGGGGCAAAGUCCCACAAAAGGAGUGACCUAAGCCAUAUCAAAGGACCAAAAUGUCAAAUGAGCUGUAUUGACCACCCAGAACAGCCAACAUUGUGAUGUCACAUUGAAUACGUGAAACUGACACGUAAAAGAAAGUCCGUGGUACGGACACGGAAAAAUGCGGAGAUCCGUGACAAUGACACGGAUAAAUGGGCAAACAUGGCAAUUCGUGAGAUCAGGCUGCACAUUUUGCAUUUAUUUAUUUGGAAGACACUUUUAUCCAAAAUAACUUACAAUGCAUUUGUUCAUACAUCUUCUGGACCUUCAAAAACUGACUGAAGACUCAUCUCUUUUGUUUACAUCUCCUGCUUCUUGUACAGCGUUAGUUUAACCGAGACAAGAUUCAGAGCAGUUACGCACUGCUGCCGUUUUGUUGAUGUGAUUGCUUUCAUUGUUUUCCUCAUUUGUAAGUCGCUUUGGAUAAAAGCAUUUGGUAAAUGUAAACCUAUACAUUUUUAUCAGUAUGUGUGCUCCCUGGAAAAUGUUUUGUGCCUCUAACACAGUGCUUUACCAACUGAGCUACAAGUAAAAUUGUUCAUAGUCUCACUUACUCUCUUGUGAACAAAACAUCUCUGAAACACUCGAAUGUUAUUUCUUUCCUGCGACAUUCUAGAAGCUGCGACGACAUUCUGGAGUCCACUGCAGUUUGCGCAUUUCAAGGAAGCUUUACAUUCUCCAACUCUGUGCACAUGUUGACAAUCUAGGCUCGUUCUGUGACUGUACAUUCAGGCACUCAGUCUUGAUGUGGUUUUCUGAUAUCGCACGGGCCCAUAUGCAGGUGCUCCUCUCUGUUCGGGACUGAUCUUGAAGAUACCAAGAAUGAGUCAUGGGCAGUUUCAGUGUUUUCCCCCCACUGUCUAGUUAACUUCUACGAGUCUGACAGUUUUAAUGUAAACCCUUGCAGGACGCUGUCUGACCUUUACAGAAAAGCUAACAACAUCGGCCACCACUGAACACUAUCAACGGCAAAAUCUCUUGACCUUGGCCCAGCUUUACGUCCCCUGCACACAGCAGUCUGCUAAACUUCUUUCGAAGAGAAGAAAGCCAAGCAGGUUUGAAAGAUUUGGUAAAGACUUUUCUUGGUGAACUCAAACAAUGGGGAUCAACCUGCGAGUUCUUCUGGGAAUGUUUCAAGUCGUCUCUCUCGCUAGAAUCCCCACACACUGUGCCAAGACUCCGUCAGACCACUGGAUCCCAGCAGAAAGUCACAGAUCGGGAGAAGUGGUGAGGUGGUUGGAUGUCUAUCAGAAAAGCGGCUGUCAUCCCAGAGAGAUGCUGGUGGAGGUUUGGCAGGAGUUUCCGUGGGAGACGCAUCACCUUUUCUUGCCGUCAUGUGUAACACUGCGCCGCUGUGGAGGUUGUUGCUCCGACGAAGCACUGGAGUGUGUGCCGUCAAAGACACACACAAUCGUCAUGGAGCUUAUGAGGACCUCCUAUAUGAAGCAUGAACUGGUGCAGCUGCCCUUCACAGAACACAGCCAGUGUGAGUGCAGGCUAAAAGAAAACUUUUAUGCAGCGCCAACCAGGCAAGGUCCACAGACCACGAGACGAGGCAGAAAGCGUCAAAGAGGAAAACCAAAGCGAAAAAAACACAUGGAGAAAAAGCAAAUGACACCUGUGUCAACUACACCCCCUCACCCUCCGACCCUCCCGCCUAGCUCCGCCCCUACACCACCUGUCAGAGAGGCGUGUCCGCCAUGCCCUUCCCGCCGGAUGACAUCACAGCCUCCCUCGUGUGAGUGCAGGUGCAGCUUGAGGGAGGUGAGCUGCACAAAGAGAGGAAAGACACUGAACCAGCACAGCUGCCGAUGUGAGACCCAAAGUGAAUAAUGAAAUAAAACCUCCCUCAUAAUCCACCUUUCAAACAUUGCACAGCUUCGAGGAGGUCAAAGGUUUGCUUAUUCUUUUAUCCCUCAGUCUAAAGUUUGGGUCUUGCCCAGAAUAAAGGUUUGUGUUUGGGAAUAAACCGCAAACCCUCCCCCGGGCACCGGGCGCUCUGGCCCUGUCCUAAACACUUUUCUGGCAGUAUUCGUUACAUAUACACAACUUUGUUCCCAAAGGGUUAUGCAUACAAAAUACAUCACAUUGUUUGAAAUCGUUGUGCUGUAAAAGAUGUCACAACAGUCAAUCCAAAUGCUCCAUUCUGAUGAAAAUUCAAAACCCAUCAAGGCUGUAGGAUGGACACAAUCGCUGUUUGAACACAGCGAGUGACGCUUAUCACCGGAAAAGGGGAAUAUUUAGCACUCGGGAGAUGAACUUUGAGCCUUAUCCAAAACUUUCUGUAUCAAGAUGGACCGUCCUCUGGUAUUUUCAGCCUCCUGGGAUGAAUGAAUCAACACAGGCACGGACAUACUGCUAGUGUGAUGCUAAUAAGGAUGAGUACACCGAGGACAAAAAGAAAAGGAAGGAGAUUUUAAAGAAACUACUUAACUGGAGAGUUUUUGAGAGGAUGGAUGUUGACAAACCUUUAACUUCAAGUAUCUCGUCACGAAAAAAUUCCAGACGCCUCAUCCGCAUGUGCCAACUGGAUGGAUGAGCGAUUAGACGGAUGGACAAGUGUCUGUGUGGUCUCAGUAUCGAAUAAUGAGGAUCUGUGCGUCCAUCCUAAUUUAUUCCUGGCCUCUAUAGGUCUAUAAUGUGGCUUCACAGACUGUAUCAAUGAGUCUUUUUGUGUUUGUUUGAUUUGCUUUUUGUUCGACUUUUUCCUUUUGAGAGCUUUUCCCACUGGCCAGCCAGUGAGUUGAAUGCCAAUAGUAUAGAAACCUGGUGAUAUUUCAUUGGUGCUCGCAUGCACGCACGCACACACACGCACACUUUCUCUCUCUCUCGCACACCCUCAAUCACACUCUUUUGCAUUAUUCUCUCUCUUUAUCCCUUAUUUGUCUCUUUUUCACUCCGUUUCUUUUGCUCUCUCCUUCACACACAAACAAAUGCAAACAGGUAAAUAUAAGCUUUCCGGUGUUGAUAUUGAAAGAAGAAUAUGUUUUUUGUAAAGAAUACUAAUGUUAU
Messenger RNA from Misgurnus anguillicaudatus (oriental weatherfish), 3469 nucleotides. RefSeq names its product vascular endothelial growth factor Ba (gene vegfba). Gene Ontology annotation, cellular component: membrane. Lineage: Eukaryota; Metazoa; Chordata; Actinopteri; Cypriniformes; Cobitidae. Gene Ontology annotation, biological process: response to hypoxia; positive regulation of mast cell chemotaxis; positive regulation of protein phosphorylation. Gene Ontology annotation, molecular function: heparin binding; growth factor activity; chemoattractant activity. The record is from RefSeq and is a predicted model, not a curated record.